UGCAUCUUUAUCACCACCACCGUCACCUCCCUCUAACUUUGUUCACCCUUGACAACCUACUCUCAACCUCCUUUCUCAUCAUGACUGACGUAGCUGCUCGUUUAUUGGUGGAGUACACUCUCGCACUUCAACGAAAUCCAUUAAGGACAAAGAUGUACACUUCAGGUACAUUAGCAGCUUUGGCCGAAAUCCUAGCUGGAAAAUUUGCGGGAGUGGCUCCUGCAGAAAAGAAACUUCCACCUGGACAAGUUUCAGAAAAAGAAGCAAUCAAACAACAACCUUUACGAUUUUUAGAAGCAAUCUUUGCUCAUUUAGGUAUUAAUAAAAGGGCUUUGCAAAUGUUCAUUUAUGGUUUUGCAAUCAGUGCACCUCUUGGACAUGUUAUGACUGGGGUAUUGCAGCGUGCAUUUGCUGGAAAGACAACAGCCCGUGAUCGUGUAAUGCAAAUCAUUACUGCAAAUUUGACAACAGCAGUAAUCAGUAACACAGUUUACCUCGUUUGCAUGGCAUACAUCAAUGGAGCACGCAGUAUCGAUCGUAUUAUCGGCAUUUGGCGUUCUUCAUUCAUGUUCCUCAUGCGUGUCACUUGGCUCACUUCACCAAUCUCAAUCGGUGUUGCACAAAAAUACUUACCGCAAACUCUAUGGGAACCUUAUUUCGCUUUAGUUCGUUUCUUUUUAAGCACAGCUUUCAACACAAUCACAAAGAAGAAACAAAUGGCUUUGCAACGUAAACAACAAGAUGCAACAAAGGAUGAAGAUUUGCGUAAAGGUGCCGCUCAAAAGAAGUGAACGAAAAACUCUUAAAGUUAAACUACUUGUAUCAUUUCAUAAGUAUCAGAUCACGAUCUUAUUCACGACUUUCAUCACAGC
This is a messenger RNA of Meira miltonrushii, 872 nucleotides long. RefSeq lists its product as uncharacterized. The transcript has a single exon. Gene Ontology annotation, cellular component: membrane; cytoplasm. Bases 81 to 791 code for a protein of 236 amino acids. Lineage: Eukaryota; Fungi; Basidiomycota; Exobasidiomycetes; Exobasidiales; Brachybasidiaceae. The record is from RefSeq and is a predicted model, not a curated record.